Messenger RNA from Musca domestica (house fly), 3280 nucleotides. RefSeq lists its product as uncharacterized. The transcript has 15 exons. NCBI's taxonomy places the organism in Eukaryota, Metazoa, Arthropoda, Insecta, Diptera, Muscidae. The record is from RefSeq and is a predicted model, not a curated record. Bases 30 to 2717 code for a protein of 895 amino acids.
GAAGCAAGUUAUAGAUAAGUGCCUUAAAAAUGCACUAUUUAACGGCAUUACGAGCCGGUGUUGAACCAACAAUUGUAGCUCGCGAUUUUAUACAAGAAUUCGUGUUUAGUUAUAUCAGUUCUGGCGAAAUUUCUUUAGAACUGAUAUGUAAUUUUAUUAAUGAUACUCUACUAGCUAUUGGCAUACCAGGACAAAUAACACCUGAGCAGAUAGACUAUGGUCCCAAUAGUUAUCAGUGGCCUACCGAAGUUUUGCAAAUCUAUAGUUUUCACUGCAAUAAUUUUGAAUUCGCCUCUGUGGAAAUGUUUUUAUUGGCCAUUUGCAAAGAAACUCACGAACAAACUGAGCAAUUUUUGAAUAAAGUCGAUUGUGAUGAUGGCGACGAGCUCAGUGAUUUGGAAACACCUAUAGAAUUACUAACACAAUUGAUGGGAGGUUGGCGCAGUGCUUAUAAACAAUUGUUAAUGGGGAACAAUUGGGGAACAGCACAAAAGUUCAAAGAACCAUUGGCCAGAAUAAAUGUUUGCUUAUUGGAGGGUAUGCACAAACUACGAAUGUCAUAUCGCAGUGCAUUAAGCAUAUUGGAUAGGAUUUGUAAAAUCCUAUUUGAUAGUGCUUUACAAGGACUUUGUUAUAAGCAAUCCAGUGGUCCCAUAAUCGAUCGUAUACUUAUACUUAUUUCUAAAGACUUGGAAAUAUUUAAGGAUUCCUUAGCGGAUUUCUUCUAUGAAAUAUUAUCAUUGGAGUACACGCCAGGUAUUCUGAAAAUGUAUCAUGGAUUAAAUAUUAUGCUGGAAGAAAAUGAAGAUCAUCGCCUGAAAAUUUUAACUGACAUUCUUAUAGAACGAAAAUUUUUGGAUGUAUAUUAUACUACGUUGAGACAAGAAGGUACGGAUGUAGCAAAAAUGCAACUGGAAACAUUGAAAUUUUUGAAAAUCCUACAAAGUAAACUCAUAACAUUGGACUGCUUUUCACGAGAUUUCAUGGAAGCAAUAUUAAAUUUGGUUUUACAAAAUAAAAAGAAGAUUUCCCAUGUGGCUUGUUCUUUAUAUGUGGCCAUGAUGAAACGUAAAAUGACUGAUGAUUUUAUAUUCAAGCAUAUCCUCAAAUUUUUUAUGAAGUAUAUGACCUCAAGAUAUCAAUUGAUGGAUUAUGUAAAGCAUUUCUAUAAUAAUUUUGAGUAUUUCCAAUGUGUUCAUAACUUUUUUAAUAUCAUUGUGAACGUGAAAAAUGCCGAUGACCUACGUUUACUUAGCUCUCAUGUGGUUUUGUUAAUUAUUGAAAUGAAUUUUGAAACAAAUGAAUCGCCCACAAUUGAAUUAGAACCCAUUGUACAAAUAAUACCUGAAAUAUUUGAGAAAAUCGAUCUUGAAAAAUGUUAUGGAAUUUUACUUGGAAUUUUUAAUUAUAUUGACAUGCAAAUGCUUCAAGGAGAGACCUUGGAUCACAUCACCUACUAUGCAGAGCAUAUAUUUAAGAACCUUGAUAAACAUUACGAGUAUGCCUUGCUUAUGAAUGUUUUUAGUGUUUUUCACAAAUGUUUGAUUGUAACACAAGAAUGGCAACAUUUGGAAUUGAUUAGUGAUGAAUUGAUGUUCAAAUACUAUGGCAUGAUACGAAAACUGGAAAUGAAACAAGACAAAAAACGUAGAAAACUCCCAUUUGAUUUUUACGCCAAUUUUCUGGAGAUUUUAAAACGUAUAAAUAUAAUUAUUAAAACUCGUUAUGAGACGUUUGAUAAUCUCGAAGAUGUGAUACGCAGUUUGCAGGAAAAUGUAUUGGACAGUAAUCGUAAAGAAUUCCAAGAAAAGAAUAUUGAUAUAUUUGCCAUUGAAAUAUGUGUAUCCAGUCUAAUUCAUGAAGCCAAAAAGGAAUCGCCCACAAGCAUUUUAGAUUCCAUUUGUUUUGGAAAAGCUCAAGAUAUAUCAAAAUAUUUGAUAAAUUGCUUGAAAAACAUAAACGAACCAACCAAGCUACCAGCCUUUCGUUUGAAAGCUUACUUUUGCAGUCUUCUUAAUCUGUAUUGCCAUUUUCCCAUUACUCUCACAACCAAUUUCUAUUGUUAUUUGGCUGAAAUUUUAUCAGGGCUCCACGGUUUAUCCAAACAUGAUUACAGCCAAUUAUCUGACGAUGAUCAUCCGUAUCUGGCAUUUGAAUAUCAUCGCAUAAUGUUUGAACAUUUUGCUGAACUACACAAAUAUCAACAUAUCGAAGUAAAAUCCCACAUAGUAUGGAAACUUUGUAUACAUUAUGGCGAGCCACACAAUAAAUUUAACGAAGAACUGAAAGGAUUAUUAAAAAUACUGGCCACAAGUAGAAUGAAUGUCUAUACGCAUAUUAUUGCUGUAAUUGUUUAUAAUCUUUAUAAGCAACAACCACCAAUGAACAACAAUACAAUAUUGUUACUUUUAAAAAAGCAUAUGCACCUAAUUACCAAUGAAUUACAAGAAAAUUCGCCAAAUAAUAUUAAACUAAGUAUUACUCUGUUACUAACCGAAAUGAUUGAAAAAUCUCUAAACGUUCUAAAAUUGAGCAAUCGACAUAAUCGUUUAGAGGCUCUAAAACAUUUGGAUGUUUUUCUCGAGGGCAUGGAUUUAAGAGAAUUACAGGCCGAGCAGUUAAUUUUAGAGCAGCUGGAUGCAAUUAGAAAACAUUUAUUAACAACCGGGGAAAUACAAACACUGCAACAUUGCCAAAAUUUUAUAAGCAAUUUGUAAAUUGCAUGUGUUUUUUUGUUUAUGCGACGAGUGAUGCUAAGGCAAGCAGAUGUCUUUCUUGAAUUGUUUAUUUUUUUUUUUUUUUUUUUGUGGCCUCAUUGAAUUUAUUAUUGUAUGACAGUUACCAGUCACCCAUCACCUUGUUUAAGCAUACUGUAUUAUACAUACGUCAGAAUUUGUUGUUUGUUUUGAUUUAUGUCUAUUAACACCCCAAACUGAACCUGCCCCGCACAAACAGAUACCCGUACUAACUCAUAACUUCCUAUGUUGACACAGUAAUUGAAUUGGAAGAGGAGAAGACAAGCCUUUAAUACCGUUUGUAUUAUUAAAAUAAAAUUUCAGCAAUUUUAUUUAUCUAAACAAGAUAAUAAGAUAAUUCAUUUUGUGAAAAUUUUAAAUUAUCUCUUGCUCUCUUCUAACGGGCUGUCGUCAUAAGAUUUAUUCUACUUUUUAUUGUUAUUAUUAGUAUUGUUAGUUAUGUUUGUACAAUUGAAAUAAAACUGUACACUUUUUGUUUUCUUAUCAUAAUUUUGAAUUUAUUUUCUUCGUAAUCUUGGGGAAAU